AUGCUGAAAGGAUGGGGUGCUGGAGGGGAGCUUGUAGAUGCCGUAGACCCAUCUCUACUAGAAACAGCUGCAUACGUGCUUAUCGGGGCUGGGUCAGUGGUGUUCAUCAUAGCGUUCCUUGGCUGCUUUGGGGCAAUGAAAGAAAUCAGGUGCUUCCUUCUGAUUUACACAAUUAUCAUAUUCCUAAUAUUUGGAGCACAAGUUACAUGUGGCGUUCUUGCUUACCUUUUCCGAGACCAAGUAAAACUAGAAGCAACUACUUUCCUAAACAACACCAUAAUCCAAAAAUAUAAAGGGUUGGAUUUACAAGCAGUUGAAAGUGGGAAUUACUCAAAGGUGGUGGAGAGCAUAGACCCAUACUCUGCUGGAUGGGACUUUUCACAUAUCUUUUUUGACUGCUGUGGAUUGUACAAUCAUACUGACUUCUCGGACUAUGCCACUGUGUGGAACAGUAGUUACACGUUUACUGUCUCCGGCUACAACAUUAACAUAGAGACAAAGGUCCCCGUGUCUUGCUGUAAACUAAAAGACAAGUCCAACUUUCCAGAUAAUCUAGGAACGGAUGGGUUUGUCAACAUAACAGGAUGCCUGUCUGAACCUACUGAAACAAAUACACACAUGACGGGUUGUUAUUCGGCUGUGUUGGACUAUGUGAGUCAGUAUUCAGUCUACUUUAUCGCCGCUGCUGCAACCGUUGCUGCUUUAGAGAUAAUUGGAAUGAUAGCCGCAUGUUGUCUCUGGAGAGAGAUAGGGAAGGAGAAUGAUGAUUAAUGGAAGGAAAACGUUAAUUGUCAGCAUUAUUGUCAACAGACAAUCCCUAGGACUUCAAAAGCCUACAUAACAUGAUCUCAAGCCAGCCCGAAUUUAAUGAGUUAUAAUAGAUCUACCUCUACCCACACAUUCGGGCACUCUAGAAUUCGUAUAAAAAUUGGACACGCUGUUUAGUUAAAUAAAAUGAAUUGCAGCAUAUACUGUAGAUAUAUGUUUCAGUGGUUUUGAUAAAUAAAUAUACUGAAUUCAAAUAUAUUGCCUAGUUAUUGAAUUGAAGAUGAAUGAAAUGUCCCUUGGUGU
Owenia fusiformis is the source of this 1071-nucleotide messenger RNA. The record is from the annotation of a GenBank genome assembly. Lineage: Eukaryota; Metazoa; Annelida; Polychaeta; Sabellida; Oweniidae.